This is a messenger RNA of Aspergillus costaricaensis CBS 115574, 290 nucleotides long. RefSeq lists its product as uncharacterized. Lineage: Eukaryota; Fungi; Ascomycota; Eurotiomycetes; Eurotiales; Aspergillaceae. The transcript has a single exon. The record is from RefSeq and is a predicted model, not a curated record. Bases 18 to 227 code for a protein of 69 amino acids.
CUUCUUUCCCGCGUACGAUGCCUAGCUCCGACUCACCCCACACGCCCUCCUCUUCCUCGCCAGCCAGCUUUCAUCUCGCAGACGGGCUAGGCUAUGCUCUCCAACAGAAUCACCGGUCGGUCAUCCGCCUGAACUUGCAGCAUUUCCUAUGGCGCCAAGUCUUCGGCUAUAGCAUCCACCCUCGAUCCCCACCACGCCAACGGUGCUUAGGAAGGUGGCCGAUGUAGCUUGUGGCAUUGCUGCACCAGCCUUGGAGGAGAUUUGUGUGGGCUCGUAUGCUGAUGGUCGCC